This is a messenger RNA of Macrosiphum euphorbiae (potato aphid), 384 nucleotides long. Lineage: Eukaryota; Metazoa; Arthropoda; Insecta; Hemiptera; Aphididae. The record is from the annotation of a GenBank genome assembly.
AUGUCUUCUUGGCAAGAUUAUGUUGACAAACAUCUUAUAGCAUCUCGAUGCGUUACCAAAGCCGCUAUCUCAGGUCAUGACGGCACUGUAUGGGCUACUUCAGAUGGAUUUAAUGUUACCAAGGAAGAACUCAGCAGACUAAUUGCUGGUUUUGAAAACCAAAAUGUUUUGGCUGCUUCAGGUGUAACGUUAGCUGGCAGUAGGUUCAUUUAUUUGUCUGGUACUGAUAAAGUCAUUAGAGCAAAGCUGGGUAAAGUAGGCGCACACUGUGUGAAGACCCAACAGGCCGUUGUUGUUUCAUUAUAUGAAGACCCCAUUCAACCACAACAAGCUGCCUCUGUUGUUGAAAAGCUUGGCGAUCAUUUGGUUGCCCAUGGAUACUGA